Molecule: messenger RNA, 2082 nt
Organism: Penicillium hordei
Lineage: Eukaryota; Fungi; Ascomycota; Eurotiomycetes; Eurotiales; Aspergillaceae
Exons: 7
Coding region: 1-2082 (693 amino acids)
Biological process (GO): DNA-templated transcription; regulation of DNA-templated transcription
Molecular function (GO): DNA binding; zinc ion binding; DNA-binding transcription factor activity, RNA polymerase II-specific
Source: RefSeq, a predicted model, not a curated record
AUGAAUGGAGUGCUCAAUAACCAAGCCCGCGGCGACUCUGCGUUGCGCCAACAUUCAUCCCAACUGUCAAGGCCAGAAAACGGACAUACGAGAAAAAGACAGCGAAAGAGAAAAGCAUGCGACACUUGUCGACACAGAAAAAUAAAAUGCGAGGUUACCACCAAGUCCAAAUGCUCGUUCUGCAGCAAAGCCAACAUUCCUUGUUCUCUGGUUGAUCAUAGGCGGCAAAGGCAGUUGAAGAAGUACGACACCAUAGCCGAUAUUAUAACCCAGAAUAUGGUCGAUCGCCUGGAGAGAAACAUCCAGCGUAUGGAAGCUCAUUUUCAAAAAAUAGGAUUUGACCUGGGUGAAGAUUUGAACGGGUCGUCCUUUUUCGACGGGCUUCGCCAGUCAGAUGACUCCUCCUCGUCGAGUCCAGCUGAAAAUGCAGAUUUCAUAACAGAUACGGGUAUUUGGGAUUCAGAAGCAAUACGCCUGGACGCUGACCAAAACCUCCCUGCUGCUAUGCAGAAUGUAUAUCACACCAUGGUCGACCCGGUCUCAGCUGAAGUCGACCCAGUAAUACCGAAGGAUCUGCCGUGCUUCUACGUUCCAAGGUGUUUUACGGAUACACCGAAUGCCGGCUUCUCGGCUCUAUCGUCAGAAGGAACGAAAUGGAUAACUCAUAAAAUGGAAGGCGCGUCCGUAGACAAUUUACAAUCCUUCCUUUCACUAGGUCUCUACCAGGGAUCGAAUCGGGACCCACUUGAGGGUUUAUUCCCCGACAAAUCUUUCUCCCCAUUGCCCCCGAAAGAUGAGAUAUUAUCGUUGGUCAAUGACUAUUUGCAGCAGUAUAACUCGCUGUGUCCCAUAUUUCAACCGUCAUCGCUAUUGUCACUUUGUGAGGAAAACAACUUACAGGGCCUGUUGAAUUUCCCCGGUCGUUGGGCAAGCCUCAAUGUUGUUUUAGCGACAGGGUAUAUGCUGCGCAUAAAGAAUACCUCUGUUGUACAGACUGACCGCCAGAAGAGCUGGCUUUUCAUGAAGAACUCCUUUAGGGUUUUGAAUGAGCUCUGCUUUGGGUCGCCAGAUCUAUGGACCGUCCAGGCACUCAUAGGGAUGAUCACCUUUCUGUUGGGGACAUUAAGCAGCCAUCCUUGUGGGUACUUGAUUUCCUCCGUUAUGCGACUCUGUCAUCUUAUUCGACUCGAACGAAGUGAGGAUGGGUCUGGAUUGUGUCCCGAAGAACUAGAACAACGAAGGCGGGUCUUUUGGAUUGCAUACUGUCUUGACAAAGAGAUAUCCCUUCGGGCCGGUAUUCCACUAGCCCAACGCGAUGAUGAUAUGGAUGUCUUAUUACCAAUGGAAGUUCCACUGGAUAACAUAGGAACCAUGUCAACAACAAACCAAGAAGGUACCUUCAACGCGUUCAGAUCCAUGUGUGAACUGGCCUUAAUCAGGAGCGAAAUAUAUAAACACCUCUACUCGGUCGCAGCAGCAGAUCAUUCGCUUGUUGAAGUGGCCGCCGCGGUUGCGAUGUUGAACCAAAAGCUCCAACAGUGGAAGGAUAGUAUUCCUGUCGAGUUCCAACCCGAAUCAAGAAGACUUUCAGCUUUUCCAAAAUCCCCGAUAGCCGUGGCCCUUCUUUUUUUGCAUUUAUCAUACUUCAACUGUCUGAUCGCUAUCCAUCGAGUCACCGCAGUCCAGGGUUCAAAGCUAGGUAGGGAUCUAAUCGAAAGAAACAGUAUCUACAAUCCACCGAAUCCAGUGGUAUUCAUGUCGGAAUCACUGUGCACAAACGCUGCAACGGCGUCGAUUAACUUGCUCAAAUAUAUGCCGCAAUCUAAUAUCGCACUCAUAGGAAUGUUGAUCUACUACCCUAUUAUCGCAUCGAAAACACUCUCCUCGAGCAUCAUUCAGAGUCCACGAGACACCUCGCGUAUAUAUCACAUCCGGCUUAUCAUGCAAGUGGAAACAUUUGUGUCAUCCAUGGUCCUUGAUACACCCAAUGAAGGGAUCGAUGGGCUUUUGAAGGAUUGUACCGAGUAUCGCUCUGUGGCGGAGGCUGCUGUUAGGGAGGCUACACAGAUAUGUGGGGGUUGA